Molecule: messenger RNA, 2343 nt
Organism: Lepus europaeus (European hare)
Lineage: Eukaryota; Metazoa; Chordata; Mammalia; Lagomorpha; Leporidae
Gene: SLC27A2
Product: solute carrier family 27 member 2
Exons: 10
Coding region: 189-2051 (620 amino acids)
Biological process (GO): bile acid biosynthetic process; very long-chain fatty acid catabolic process; long-chain fatty acid import into cell
Cellular component (GO): peroxisomal membrane; endoplasmic reticulum lumen; endoplasmic reticulum
Molecular function (GO): fatty acid transmembrane transporter activity; long-chain fatty acid-CoA ligase activity; very long-chain fatty acid-CoA ligase activity
Source: RefSeq, a predicted model, not a curated record
CCCGAGUCCACCUUCCCGCCAGCCGGCCGCCGCCGAGGAGCUCCGCUGUCGCCUCAGCUCCGCCGCGCACCCCGCUGUGCGUCCGCGCGCAACCUGCCAGCCGCCCGCCCGGAGCCCGCCCCGCCGCCGCGCUGCACGCCCGGAGUGCGCCCUCUGCCCUCGCGGGGACAGGGGGCCCCGCCACCGUCAUGCUGCCCGCCAUCUACACCGCUCUGGCGGGGCUGCUGCUCCUGCCGCUGCUGCUGAACUUCUGCUGCCCCUACUUCUUCCAGGACAUGCGCUACUUCCUGCGGGUGGCCGGCUUGGUGCGGCGGGUGCGCGGCUACCGGCAGCGGCGGCCGGUGCGCACCAUCCUGCGGGCCUUCCAGGAGAAAGUGCGCCAAACCCCGCACAAGCCUUUCGUGCUCUUCGGUGACGAGACGUUCACCUACGCUCAGGUGGACCGGCGCAGCAACCAGGUGGCGCGGGCGCUGCACGAUCAGCUGGGCCUGCGCCAGGGAGACUGCGUGGCGAUCUUUAUGGGCAAUGAGCCGGCCUACGUGUGGCUAUGGCUGGGGCUAAUCAAGCUGGGCUGUGCCAUGGCGUGCCUCAACUACAACAUCCGCGCGAAGUCUCUGUUGCACUGCUUCCAGUGCUGCGGGGCGAAGGUGCUGCUGGCUUCCCCAGAACUACAAGAAGCUGUUGAAGAGGUGCUGCCAAGCCUGAAGAAAGAUAAUGUGUCCAUCUAUUAUAUGAGCAGAACUUCUAACACAGACGGGAUUGGCUCUUUCCUGGACAAAGUGGAUGAAAUGUCAACUGAACCCAUCCCGGAGUCAUGGAGGUCUGAAGUGACUUUUUCCACUCCUGCCUUGUACAUUUAUACUUCAGGAACCACAGGCCUCCCAAAAGCUGCAACAAUCAAUCAUUACCGCAUAUGGGUAGGAACUGGCCUCAUCAUUACAAGUGGAGUUAAAUCAGAUGAUAUCAUCUACACCACCCUGCCCUUGUACCACAGUGCUGCACUUAUGAUCGGCCUGAACGGAUGUAUCGUGACCGGUGCUACUAUUGCUUUGAGGACCAAAUUUUCAGCCAGCCAGUUCUGGGAUGACUGUAGAAAAUACAAUGUCACUGUCAUUCAGUAUAUUGGUGAACUACUUCGGUACUUAUGCAACUCACCCCAGAAACCAAACGAUCGCGAUCAUAAGGUGAGAAUGGCGCUGGGCAAUGGCUUACGAGGAGAUGUGUGGAGAGAAUUUGUCAAGAGAUUUGGGGACAUUCACAUUUAUGAGUUCUAUGCUUCCACUGAAGGCAAUAUCGGAUUUCUGAAUUACCCAAGAAAAAUUGGUGCUGUUGGAAGAGUAAACUACCUACAGCGUAAAGUCAUAACCUAUGAGCUGAUUAAAUAUGACGUGGAGAAAGAUGAACCUGUCCGUGAUGAAAAUGGAUAUUGCAUCAGAGUUCCCAGAGGUGAGGUCGGACUCCUGGUUUGCAAAAUUACACAACUUACACCAUUUAAUGGCUAUGCUGGAGGAAAGACCCAGACAGAGAAGAAAAAACUGAGAGAUGUCUUUAAGAAAGGAGACCUCUAUUUCAACAGUGGAGAUCUCUUAAUGAUUGACCAUGAAAAUUUCAUCUACUUCCAUGACAGAGUUGGAGAUACAUUCCGGUGGAAGGGGGAAAACGUGGCCACCACUGAAGUUGCCGACAUAGUGGGACUGGUUCAUUUCAUCGAGGAAGUAAACGUGUAUGGAGUGCCUGUGCCAGGUCAUGAGGGUCGAAUUGGCAUGGCCUCAAUCAAGAUGAAAGAAAACCAUGAAUUUGAUGGAAAGAAACUCUUUCAGCACGUUGUUGAUUACCUGCCUAGUUAUGCAAGGCCCCGGUUUCUCAGAAUCCAGGACGCCAUUGAGAUCACUGGGACCUUCAAACACCGCAAAGUAACCCUCAUGGAGGAGGGCUUCAACCCUGCCGUCAUCAAGGAUACCUUGUAUUUCUUGGAUGACACAGCGAAAAUGUAUGUGCCUAUGACUCAGGACAUUUAUAAUGCCAUAAGUGACAAAACUCUGAAACUCUGACUGUUUCCAAGAGGAUAAUGCCUAGUUCCAGAAAGAAAUGGAAUGGACCUAGUACAGCCAUUUGAUAUAAUUCAACUUUAAUUUAAUCGAAGAUUGUCAUGUUCAGUUAUUUUUAUUAGGAAAUUAUGCAUACCAGCAAGGGACCACUUUUUAAAUUACAGCUAGACCUGUGCAAGUGAAAAGAUUUAAAGAUAAUUAUUUUCCAAUGUGUACUUACUGUUUGUAUUUGCAAACUGAGCUUGCUGGAGGGAGGGCAUUAUUUUUUUAAAUAAAUAAAGUAGAUGAACACCAA